CAUAACCAAAACAUUCUCUUAGAGUCAGAGCAAAAGAUCAAAAUGAGUUCCUCUUUGACAAAAUUAGGAUUUGUUCUUAUUCUUCUUCAAGUCUCAUUGUCUCAUGCUCAACUAAGUCCUUCCUUUUACGAUAAAACUUGUCCUCAAGUCUUCGACAUUGCUACCAAAACCAUUGUCAAAGCUCUGAGAUCAGACCCUCGCAUCGCUGCGAGCAUCCUUCGUCUUCAUUUCCAUGACUGCUUCGUUAAUGGAUGUGAUGCGUCUAUAUUGUUAGACAACACAACAUCGUUUAGGACGGAGAAGGACGCGUUUGGGAACGCUAAGUCGGCUCGAGGUUUCGAUGUUAUCGAUGAAAUGAAAGCUGCCGUGGAGAAAGCAUGUCCGAGAACAGUUUCAUGUGCUGAUUUGCUCGCAAUCGCGGCUCAAGAAUCUGUCGUUUUGGCGGGAGGUCCUUCAUGGAUGGUUCCAAGUGGAAGAAGAGAUAGCUUAAGAGGUUUUAUGGAUCUUGCUAAUGAUAACCUUCCAGCUCCAUUCUUUACCCUUAAACAACUUAAGGAUAGCUUCAAAAAAGUCGGACUCGAUCUUCCUUCGGAUCUCGUUGCUCUUUCCGGUGGUCACACCUUUGGCAAAAACCAAUGUCAGUUUAUAAUGGAUCGGCUUUACAACUUCAGUAGCACCGGUAAACCCGACCCAAGCCUUGAUAAAUCUUACCUCAGUACACUAAGAAAGCAAUGUCCGCGUAAUGGAAACCAAAGUGUCUUGGUAGAUUUUGAUCUACGUACGCCAACACUCUUUGACAACAAAUACUAUGUGAAUCUCAAAGAGAACAAAGGUCUUAUCCAAAGCGACCAAGAGUUAUUCUCAAGCCCUGAUGCUAAAGACACUAUCCCAUUAGUCCGGGCAUACGCUGAUGGUCAAGGGAAAUUUUUCGACGCGUUCGUUAAGGCAAUGAUAAGGAUGGGAAACCUUUCACCAUUAACAGGGAAGCAAGGUGAAAUUAGAUCGAACUGUAGAGUGGUGAAUUCGAAACCGAGAAUCAUGGAUGUGGUUGAUGUUGUUGAUUUUGUCAGCUCAAUGUGAUGAAGUGAGUUUCUUGUAAUAAUAAAGAUCUUCAAAUACUAUGUGGUAUCAAUGAAAUCAAGAUGUUAUGUUUUUUACUUA
This is a messenger RNA of Capsella rubella, 1161 nucleotides long. Its product is annotated as peroxidase 37. Lineage: Eukaryota; Viridiplantae; Streptophyta; Magnoliopsida; Brassicales; Brassicaceae. The record is from RefSeq and is a predicted model, not a curated record. Gene Ontology annotation, molecular function: heme binding; peroxidase activity. The transcript has 4 exons. Gene Ontology annotation, biological process: hydrogen peroxide catabolic process; response to oxidative stress. Bases 43 to 1080 code for a protein of 345 amino acids.